Molecule: messenger RNA, 194 nt
Organism: Racocetra fulgida
Lineage: Eukaryota; Fungi; Glomeromycota; Glomeromycetes; Diversisporales; Gigasporaceae
Source: the annotation of a GenBank genome assembly
CUUAACCACUUACUCUAAAAGCAUUAAUAGCACAACUAGUGAAACUGUUAGUGAAGUCACUAGCAAAAUCACCAACAAAAUCAUUAGCGAAAUCACCAGCGAAAUCACUAGCGAAACUACCAGUGAUAAUACUAGCGAAAUCAUCAGCGAAAUUACUAGUAAAGCCACUAGUGAAGCCACUAGUGAAGCCACUA